CAGCGGGGCCGCAGCGCAGCUCCUCCCGCAGCAGCACCAUGACGAGCGGGCUCCAUCCCGCACACUGAGCCGCACCGCGCACCAGAGCCGCGCGGGACCGGGGACACAUACGAACGCACGACCGGCGAACGCACUCAAGCGCGCACGCAGAAGGGGGAGUCGAUUAACGCAGCAGCAUCAGAUCCACGGGCACGCCGCGCGAGGAGAGCUCCACCGCGGGACUGCGCUUCUCUGACACCCGCAAGAAAAAAAACGGGUCCCGCACGACUGAGACAUGUCCUCGUCGGGGAAGGACGCAAACAGCGGCCAUUACGCCAACUAUGUGGGACCGUACCGCCUGGAGAAGACGCUGGGCAAAGGACAGACAGGUCUGGUGAAGCUCGGCGUCCACUGCGUCACGUGUCAGAAAGUCGCCGUGAAGAUCGUCAACAGAGAGAAGCUCAGCGAGUCUGUUCUCAUGAAGGUGGAACGGGAAAUAGCGAUUCUCAAACUCAUAGAACAUCCUCACGUUUUAAAGCUGCACGACGUCUACGAAAAUAAGAAAUACCUGUAUCUGGUGCUGGAACACGUGUCCGGGGGGGAACUGUUCGACUACCUGGUGAAGAAGGGUCGGUUAACGCCCAAAGAGGCCAGAAAGUUCUUCAGGCAGAUCAUCUCGGCCCUGGACUUCUGCCACAGCCACUCCAUAUGCCACAGAGAUUUGAAGCCCGAGAACUUGUUGCUAGACGAGAAGAACAACAUCAGGAUAGCGGACUUCGGCAUGGCGUCUCUGCAGGUCGGGGAGAGUCUGCUGGAGACCAGCUGUGGAUCUCCACAUUACGCCUGCCCAGAGGUGAUCAGGGGGGAGAAGUACGACGGGAGGAGAGCGGACGCCUGGAGCUGUGGAGUCAUCCUGUUUGCUCUUCUAGUGGGCGCUCUCCCGUUCGAUGACGACAACCUGAGGAAUCUGCUGGAGAAGGUGAAGCUGGGAGUUUUCCACAUGCCUCACUUCAUCCCUCCAGACUGUCAGAACCUUCUGCGUGGCAUGAUCGAAGUGGACGCCGGCAAGAGGCUCACGUUGGAUCAGAUCCAGAAGCACACGUGGUACCUCGCUGGAAAGAAUGAGCCGGAGCCCGAGCAGCCCGUCCCCAGGAAGGUGGCCAUCAGGACGCUGGCUGCGGCCGAGGAGAUCGACCCGGACGUCCUGGAGAGCAUGCACUCGCUGGGCUGCUUCAGGGACAAGGACAAACUGGCCAAAGACCUGCUGUCUGAGGAGGACAACCAGGAGAAGAUGAUCUACUUCCUGCUCCUGGACCGUAAGGAGCGGUAUCCCAGCCAGGAGGACCAGAACCUGCCUCCGAGGAGCGAGACCGCUGACCCACCCAGGAAGCGCGUGGACUCACCGAUGCUGAGCCGUCACGGCAAGCGGAGACCGGAGAGGAAGUCCAUGGAGGUGCUGAGCGUCACGGAGGGGGGGUCUCCUCUCCCGGUACGACGAGCCCUGGACAUGGCGGCGCACGGGCAGAGCAAAUCUGUUUUCAGUAAAAGCUUGGAUAUCACAAACGCUAACUGCAGCAAGGAGGAAAGAUCGCGGUCGAUCAGCGGAGCGUCCUCCGGCCUGUCCACCAGUCCUCUCAGCAGUCCCCGGCCCAAUCGUCGGUUUUUCAUCCCGCCCCAGUCCCCGGACCUGUGUCAGUCCCCCAACUGUAGCCCCACCCACUCCCUUGAGGUCCGCCUCAACGGGGUGGGGCCUCGCACGCCCAACUCCUACCACCCGAAGAUGGGCUCCCCCCUCAUGCACCCCCGCACCCAGACGCUCCCGGCCAAACCCAAAGUGUCUGAGAAGCCCCUGCAGACCACCAGGUCCAACCCGCUCCCCCACUCCGCCCAGACCCCCCCCACCCCCAAAUCUGAGCCCUCCACGCCCUGCCAGCCGCUGGCGCCCUGCAUCACCAACAGCCCCCGGGUGAGACGCCACCCCCCCCUCACCGUGCCCCCAAAACUCUCCAUCCCCCUCUCCCUCUCCCCCGUGCCUCCCAUGUCUCCCCUCCGCCGCCACCACCUCCACCCUGACCACAACGGCAAAUCUGUCCCCAUCACGCAGGUGACACCUCACCCCUCCCCGAGAGGCAGCCCUCUCCCCACCCCCAGAGGCACCCCGGUGCACACGCCCAAGGACAGCCCGGCCGGCACGCCCAGCCCAACCCCCCCGCCCAGCCCCUCCAUCGGCGGCAUGCCGUGGAGGACGCGCCUCAACUCCAUCAAGAACAGUUUCCUGGGCUCGCCGCGCUUCCACCGCAGGAAAAUGCAAGUGCCCACCCAGGAGGACAUGUCCAGUCUGACCCCCGACUCGUCUCCAGAACUGGCGAAGAAGUCGUGGUUCGGUAACUUCAUCAACCUGGAGAAAGAGGAGCAGAUCUUCAUCGUCAUCAGAGACAAACCGCUCAACUCCAUAAAGGCCGACAUCGUCCACGCCUUCCUCUCCAUCCCGAGUCUCAGCCACAGCGUCAUCUCUCAGACCAGUUUUCGGGCGGAGUACAAGUCCACGGCCGGGCCCACAGUUUUCCAGAAGCCUGUGAAGUUCCAGGUGGACAUCACCUACACCGAGAACUCUGGCGCCACCAAGGAGAUCGGAAUCUACUCCGUCACCUUCACUCUGCUCUCAGGUCCCAGUCGACGUUUUAAACGUGUGGUUGAGACCAUCCAGGCUCAGCUGCUCAGCUCCAGCGACCAGCCGGGUGUCCAGCCGCAGAUAUCCGGGAUCAUCCAUAAUAGCUAUUAACCUCGGCGAGACCGGCCGCCGCCACCGCCAAGAGAGUCCGACCUUGAAGAGAGAAGACCCCCCCGCUCCUCACCCCCACACCCCCCCCCCCCCUCCCUCUUUGAGUCCGGCCCUGGCAGUAGACUCCACAUCGCCCCCUGCAGACCAAACAGACACAUCUCAGAAGAGUCGUGGAAAGAGAAAAAAAGCCUUAAGACAGUGAUGUUUGUCAAAUCUACGAACAAAUCCCCCCCCCCCUUUUCUCCUCCUCCCACAUGUACAUAACAACACACUUCCUGUACAUGCUCCUCCACACAAACACACACACACACACACCACUUCUCUGCCGGAUGUAAACACUUGCACAAGAGGAACAGGAAGCGGUGGACGAGUGGACGUGUGGACGAGUGGACGAGUGGACGAGUGGACGCUGGCUGGAUUGUAAUUCUUCUUUUGAAAGUUUCCGUGUGAACGACGGAUUUUUUUACGGUCCUGUAAAAAGGGGUUCAUGCGGUGAACGCGUGAAAAUGAGCGGAGAAGUGGCGCUACGUAAAUGAAUGAUCUAUUCUGUUGUACAGACUAAAUAAUGUUUGAUGUACAAAAUGUGUAGUUGUGACAUGUUUUCCAGUUGUGUUGCCAUACUUUGUUUUUUUAGUCCUGCAGAGGCGCGGUCACGCCCCCUGCGACACAAAGUGUACGUGAAAUUAGCUCAAAUGUAACUAAUUUCAGUAACUGACCAAUAACACACGCUAGCACUAGACUUAGCUCACCGUUUAGUUUCACCUCCCGUGUCUCCAGGACAAAGUUCUUGAUGCAUCUCAGUUCAUAAACUUUCAAACUCUACAUCUUCAAUAUUUAACGUUGAGCCUUUAGUUGAUUCGCAGCAACUGUUUUGAUAAUCGAUUGAUUCUUACGAACAAAAGCUCCAAACGCUUCCUGGUUCCAGUUUCUCAGAAGUGACACUUUCGAAUUGAAGACGUCUGAGAUUUUUUAGAAAUUCAAUCUUAACUAAAAUCACAGAUUUAACAAUUCGAUUGAAAGAGGAAAUUACUCAAAGAUUAAGUAUAAAUAAUAAAGUAAGUAAUAAAUAAAAUCUGGUGUUAAUGCAUUCACCUAGUUAGCAACAAAGCUAUCAGACUACGGAAAGUAGCUCCAGCUACAGGGUUAGCGUUAGCAUGGUUUUGCGGAUGUAUCUCACGAUGUCGUGUUCUGGCGUGACCGGGCCUCGCCGAGGUAACGUCUCCUUUUUGCUUUGGCACUUUUGAGAAGUGAAACAUCAGCGUUCAGUUCCUUCUUGAGUCUAUUUUUUAUUUGUACUUUGCCGUCGUUUGAAUUAUCUGCAGGUUUCAGACAAUGUUGAGCUGCUGUGUAUAUCUUUUGUAUAUUUUUGUACUUUAUUGUAUUUUGUCUUUUUUUUCUUGUUUUUUAAUUUAUUCUGUUAUUUAUAUGAAAGAUGUAGAGAAUGUUUGUUGACGUCAAAUUAUUUAAGGACAUUUUGGUCAUGUCUAAGUUAUUCGAUCACGAGAAGUUUGUGAGCAUUUGUUCCUUUUUCCGAGAGAAACCUUGUAAUAUACUUUUGGAAGAUGAUUUAGAGUAAUUUAAGAAUGUAGACGUAGCCUCUUUGAGAGGAACACCCCCUUCGUUGAUCAGUGUCGGCUCCGCCCCCCCCCCCCCCCCCUCUCGUGUGUAUGAUGACUCAACACUCUUUCUGUAAAUAAGCCGAGUUUACUGACGAGCUUAUUUUUAAAACCCAGAGGAUUCCUUCUCUUAGCUUUGACCUCGUACGGUUGUUUGCAUGUUCAGCAUUCGUCUUUUCUUUGCAUGUCGUCGUUGGAAUUCUUCUCCUGUUCCCUUUUGCUCUCCACACUUAUUUAUGUAUUUGUGUUAUUUAUGUGCAUUUGUUUGUCUUUUGAUUUUUGGGGAUUUUGGUUUGAUUCCCUUCGCCGUCCUCUCGCCCUCUUCUUCUUCUUCUUCUUCUGGAUUACUGUGAGCUCACAGCGACCUCCUCACUCAUUCUCUCAGAGAGGGACCGAUCGGGGGGGUUAUCAGAGAGAGAAAUUAAAGCAAUACCUUCCAUUGUUCGCUUUCCUCUUUUUCUACUACGGGAAUCCAGAGCACACAGAACGGACUCGGAGCACGGAGCGACUCUACCGAGCAGGAAACCACCGGCUAUGUAUUCCCUCGUGAUGUGACUGUGAACAACUUCAGUGCUAAAGGAAAUAAAUCUGUUGACUUUGCA
Molecule: messenger RNA, 4979 nt
Organism: Platichthys flesus (European flounder)
Lineage: Eukaryota; Metazoa; Chordata; Actinopteri; Pleuronectiformes; Pleuronectidae
Product: serine/threonine-protein kinase BRSK2-like
Exons: 20
Coding region: 275-2761 (828 amino acids)
Biological process (GO): intracellular signal transduction; microtubule cytoskeleton organization; protein phosphorylation
Cellular component (GO): cytoplasm
Molecular function (GO): tau-protein kinase activity; protein serine/threonine kinase activity; ATP binding
Source: RefSeq, a predicted model, not a curated record